GCGCGCAUGUUUUCAAGGAACUAUUUUUCUAUCUUCGAAUCUCUGCAUACCACCUCUGGUGUUGACAAGUAUAUUGCAAGAAUCAAAAUCAUUGUUCCAUAAUGUCAAAGACCGACUCUGACACAGAUAUUUUUCACAUGGCAUCAAACGAUCAACGUGUCUGCGAACCAUGUUCAAGAGGUGAUACUGUCUCAUCUGGUUACAGCUGGUGUUCUGACUGUGAGGAAAUAUUAUGUGAUGUUUGUGACAAAUCUCACCGAGUGAACAAACUAACUCUGUCGCAUAACCUAACCGAGAUACGCGAAUUACCGUUUAUUCCGACAGAAACAGUUAUCAAAUUACGUUUCUGUGAAAAUCACCCAGAAAAGAUUGUUGACUUUUAUUGCGCAUUUCAUGACGUCGUUUGCUGUCAGACAUGCAUACCUGAUAGUCAUCGAGCUUGUAAGCAGGUUAAAGUUAUUGAUGAUGUAUCUAGUGGUAUAAAAUCGUCGGCUCUAGUGGAAGACGUAUCAAAAGCAGUUUCUUCCUUUCUGAAAACAUUUCAGUCAGUUAUAGAAAAUCGCAAAAACAAUAAAGAAUCAGUGUUUUUACAAGAAUCAAUUAUUAAAACAUCAAUAGAAAAGUUAAAACAGGAUUUACUGCAACAUGUUGAAUCUCUUGAAACAUCUCUACUUUUUGAAUUGGCAAAAUUAAAAGACGAAACCGUAUCCCAGCUUAAUGCUGAUAUAACCGAAUCAAAAUCAAUGAGCCAAAAUUGGCAGAAAAUUAAACAAGAACUUGAUUUCAAUAUCGAACAUGGCUCUAAUAACCAGUUAUUUCGUUUGGUUCAAAAGCUUAAAAAUAUGAUAUCAGAUGAGGAAAUGAAACUUCAAGACAAUUUAACAAGGACAAUGAACUUUGAUCUGAAAUACUUUGUAGAAGAAGACUUAUGCACCAUGAUUUCCUCGCAUUGCAAAGUAAAUGUUGCAAAUCAGCAUUGCGGUAUUAGCCAUAUAUCUCAAUUGGAUACAAAAGCACAGUUUGUACCAGCCGUUUUGUCUUUCACACCAGCUAAUUCAAUUGACUUAUCGUUGAAUGGAACAUGCGCAAUAUCUGGUAUAGAAAUAAUAGGCGAUAGACUAUUGUUAUGUCAUUUUAAUGCAAGCAAGAUAUUGGUGUAUAAAAAUGACGGUACAUUUAUUAAAGAAAAAUGCACUGAAAUCAAGCCAUAUCAAAUAUCAAAGAUGCCCAACGAAUCACAUGUUGCACUGACUACACUAGAUUCUUCAACUAUUUUGAUAAUUGACAGUGAAAGUUUAGAUAGCAUUCGCAUGAUAAAUACAGAAAAAUCAUACACUGCUUUGAAAACACUUGAUCAUGCGUUUAUUUUUGGCGGAGUCAAUAUUUUGGACAUUAUAUCGUUUGAUGGUAGUGUAAACCGACCUUUUACUGUCCCUAACAUUAAGGAUAGUAAAAUUCGCUGUAUACGAAAAAGACAAGACGAUACACUAUUGUUCACCAACUCCUAUAAUUUAUAUUGUAUCCGUUUAAUAGAUGGCACGUCAAUUUUUGAGUACUCUUCAACAACUGAGGCACGUGGCAUAGCUGAAGAUCAAUAUGGAAAUAUAUACGUCGCAGACAGAAGACAGAAAAAUAUACACAGGCUCGCUCCUGAUGGAUCAUUCAUUGAUAUUGUACUUACGGAAGAUGACGGAAUCGGUAUACCGAUUGCUUUGCAUUUCAGUAGCGAUUAUAGUAAACUAUAUGUAGGAAUGGAUCGAAAUAAUGUGUUGGCAGUUUUCAAAUGCAAAUGAACUAUGAAAUUUAAAUUUGUCAGUUAUAUUCCAUAAACAUUGUUGCAGUCAUUUUCGAUAUGAGAAUUUAGGGCAGCACGAUUUAAUGUCAGCAUGCUAAGACUUUGAGCUUGCUUCAAGUAAAAACUGCAAGCAUUAUUUGAUAGGUAACAUAAUUAUUUUUUGUACUUUCGUUUUUGUUAUCUAUUGCAUGCACAAACGAGGAAAGUGCUUUUCUUACAUUGAUUUUACUUUGAGUUCUUUCAUGUACAUUUUGUUAGCCAUCUGGUUGAGAUUAAAAAGGGGGAUUUGAUAUGUACAAAA
Molecule: messenger RNA, 2096 nt
Organism: Mytilus californianus (California mussel)
Lineage: Eukaryota; Metazoa; Mollusca; Bivalvia; Mytilida; Mytilidae
Exons: 2
Coding region: 102-1793 (563 amino acids)
Molecular function (GO): zinc ion binding
Source: RefSeq, a predicted model, not a curated record